AUGGAGGAGAAGGAGAAAUUACCAAAUUUAGGGACACCUAUGGACGAUAAAAGCAGUGAACCAGGAGAAGGUGGAGGAAAACUUUGUGUUGGAAAAGUAGAGGAACACGACAAGAUUAAGAAUAAGGAAGAAAAGGCAGGAACGAUCAAGAAACAGCUUCAACUUGAUUUGACGUCUCUUGAAACUAACCUCAAUGUGUAA
This is a messenger RNA of Peronospora belbahrii, 201 nucleotides long. The record is from the annotation of a GenBank genome assembly. Lineage: Eukaryota; Oomycota; Peronosporomycetes; Peronosporales; Peronosporaceae.